Messenger RNA from Apaloderma vittatum (bar-tailed trogon), 997 nucleotides. RefSeq names its product annexin A5 (gene ANXA5). The record is from RefSeq and is a predicted model, not a curated record. Gene Ontology annotation, molecular function: calcium ion binding; calcium-dependent phospholipid binding. The annotation marks the transcript as partial. Gene Ontology annotation, biological process: negative regulation of coagulation. Lineage: Eukaryota; Metazoa; Chordata; Aves; Trogoniformes; Trogonidae. The transcript is spliced from 8 exons. Gene Ontology annotation, cellular component: cytoplasm.
CUUGCCUCCCUGCAGGGAGCAGGAACAAAUGAGAAAGUGCUGACUGAAAUUCUUGCCUCCAGAACACCUGCAGAAGUGCAGAAUAUUAAACAGGUCUAUCUAAAAGAGUAUGAGGCCAACUUGGAGGAUAAGAUCACAGGAGAAACCUCGGGCCACUUUCAGAGACUGCUGGUGGUUCUGCUGCAGGCAAACAGAGAUCCUGAUGGAGGAGUUGAUGAGCGUCUUGUUGAGCAGGAUGCUCAGGUUUUGUUUCGAGCUGGGGAGCUGAAAUGGGGAACAGAUGAAGAAAAGUUCAUCACUAUCUUGGGAACUCGAAGUGUUUCGCAUUUAAGGAGGGUGUUUGACAAGUACAUGACUAUUUCCGGCUUCCAAAUUGAAGAGACCAUUGACCGUGAAACUUCCGGUGAUUUGGAGAAGCUGCUUUUGGCAGUUGUGAAAUGCAUCCGAAGUGUGCCUGCCUAUUUUGCUGAGACUCUGUAUGAUUCCAUGAAGGGGGCUGGCACUGAUGAUGAUACCCUGAUCAGAGUCAUGGUUUCAAGAAGUGAAAUCGAUCUGUUGGAUAUUAGACAAGAAUUCAGAAAGAACUUUGCAAAAUCAUUGCAUCAAAUGAUUCAGAAAGAUACAUCUGGGGACUACAGGAAAGCGCUCCUGCUCCUUUGCGGUGGAGAUGAUGAGUAACGGGGACGGUGACAUGAAGGAUUUGUUGUACUCCAGCUUUGCGGCCCUUUAGUUAGCACGUCUAGCUAAAUUUUUGUAUCUUAGUGCUUUGUGGCUGUUUGAAUUUAUACUAGUAUUGCACUUAUUAAAAAUGAGCAUAUUGUUAUCUAAGUGAUAGCUGAUCCCUCCUCUUCCUGACAUCCCAACUUCCAGGAAUUUCAAGUGCCUUUUGUGAGUACGCAAGAGUCAUCUUCAAGGAAGAUUGGUACUGAGCACAGAACCCAGUUCUUUGCAAGCGUUUUGCUCAAAUAGGAAAAAAAAAUCAUGUAUUUUACUAAUA